Merops nubicus (carmine bee-eater) is the source of this 4020-nucleotide messenger RNA. Its product is annotated as myosin-3-like. The transcript has 28 exons. Lineage: Eukaryota; Metazoa; Chordata; Aves; Coraciiformes; Meropidae. The record is from RefSeq and is a predicted model, not a curated record. The annotation marks the transcript as partial. Gene Ontology annotation, cellular component: myosin complex. Gene Ontology annotation, molecular function: actin filament binding; ATP binding; cytoskeletal motor activity.
AUGGAGGUGUUUGGUGAGGCGGCGCCGUACCUGCGCAGGCCGGAGAAGGAGAGAAUAGAAGCCCAGAACCAGCCGUUCGAUGCCAAGACCUACUGCUUCGUGGCUGACCCCGAGGUGGAGUACACCAAAGGGAAGAUCAAGACUGCGCAGGAUGGGAAGAUAACUGUGGAGACAGAGGAUGGCAGAACAGUUGCUGUCAAACCUGAUGAUGUAUAUGCCAUGAACCCACCUAAGUUUGACAGAAUUGAGGAUGUGGCCAUGUUGACCCACCUGCAUGAACCUGCCGUCCUCUACAACCUCAAAGACCGCUACAGCUCCUGGAUGAUAUAUACCUACUCGGGUCUCUUCUGUGUCACCGUCAACCCCUACAAGUGGCUGCCGGUGUACAACCCGGAGGUGGUGUUGGCCUACCGAGGCAAGAAGCGCCAGGAGGCCCCUCCACACAUCUUCUCCAUCUCUGACAACGCCUAUCAGUUCAUGCUGACUGAUCGUGAAAACCAGUCUAUCCUAAUCACCGGAGAGUCCGGCGCAGGGAAGACUGUGAACACAAAGCGUGUCAUCCAGUACUUUGCAACAAUUGCAGCCAGCGGGGACCUGGCCAAGAAGAAGGAGUCCUGGGUGAAGGGUACACUUGAGGAUCAAAUCAUCAGCACGAACCCACUGCUGGAGGCUUUUGGGAAUGCCAAGACUGUGAGAAACGACAACUCCUCGCGCUUUGGUAAAUUCAUUCGUAUUCAUUUUGGUACCUCUGGAAAACUGGCCUCUGGUGACAUUGAGACCUACUUGCUGGAAAAGUCAAGAGUCACUUUCCAGCUGAAGGCUGAGAGAAGCUACCACAUCUUCUACCAGAUCCUCUCAAAUAAGAAGCCUGAACUGCUUGAGAUGCUCCUCAUCACAACCAACCCAUAUGAUUACCCCUUCAUCAGCCAAGGGGAGAUUUCUGUGGCCAGCAUUGAUGACCAGGAGGAGCUUGUUGCCACAGAUGCAGCCAUUGACAUUUUGGGCUUCAGCCCCAGUGAGAGAAUGGGGAUUUACAAACUGACAGGGACAAUCCUGCACUAUGGGAAGAUGAAGUUCAAGCAGAGACCACGUGAGGAGCAGGCAGAGCCGGAUGGCACAGAAGAGGCUGACAAAGCAGCAUACCUGAUGGGCCUGAACUCAGCAGACUUGCUGAAGGCUUUGUGCUACCCCCGGGUGAAAGUGGGAAAUGAGUAUGUCAUGAAGGGCCAAACAGUGGAUCAGGUGCACCAGGCAGUGAAUGCCAUUUCUAAGUCAGUUUAUGAAAAACUCUUCUUGUGGAUGGUGGUGCGCAUCAACCAACAACUGGAUACAAAGCUGCCAAGACAGCACUUCAUCGGGGUCUUAGACAUUGCUGGCUUUGAGAUUUUUGAGUUCAACAGCCUGGAGCAACUGUGCAUCAACUUCACCAAUGAGAAACUGCAACAGUUCUUCAACCACCACAUGUUCGUGCUGGAGCAGGAGGAGUACAAGAAGGAAGGAAUUGAAUGGGAGUUCAUUGACUUUGGAAUGGACCUGGCUGCCUGCAUUGAGCUUAUAGAAAAGCCCAUGGGCAUCUUCUCCAUCCUGGAAGAGGAGUGCAUGGUCCCCAAGGCAACUGACACCUCUUUCAAGAACAAGCUCUAUGACCAGCAUCUGGGCAAGUCCAACAACUUCCAGAAGCCCAAGCCUGGCAAAGGCAAGGCUGAGGCCCACUUCUCCCUGGUGCACUAUGCUGGCACAGUGGACUACAACAUCACUGGGUGGCUGGAGAAAAAUAAGGAUCCCUUGAAUGAAACUGUUGUGGGGCUGUAUCAGAAAUCAUCUAUGAAAAUCUUAUGCAAUCUUUAUGCCAGCUUUGUUGGACUGUCAUCUCAUUUUCCAGCUGAAGGUGGUGGUAUUAAGAAGAAAGGAACCAAGAAAAAGGGCUCUGCCUUCCAAACUCUCUCUGUACUCUUUCGGGAAAAUCUAAAUAAGCUGAUGUCCAACUUGCGAACAACUCAUCCUCAUUUUGUGCGUUGUAUCAUUCCCAAUGAAACAAAGACCCCAGGCCUGAUGGAUCACAAACUUGUUCUGCACCAGCUGAGAUGUAAUGGUGUUCUGGAAGGCAUUCGAAUCUGCAGGAAGGGAUUUCCAAACAAGAUACUAUAUGGGGAUUUUACACAAAGAUACCGCCUUCUGAAUGCUGGUGUCAUUCCAGAAGGACAGUUUAUUGACAGCAAGAAGGCAUGUGAAAAGUUGCUGUCUUCCAUUGAGAUAGAUCAUACUCAGUACAAAUUUGGACACACUAAGGUGUUCUUCAAGGCAGGUUUGCUAGGUGUCCUGGAAGAGAUGCGAGAUGAUUGCUUAGGACAACUGAUCAUGCAGACACAGGCUUUAUGCAGGGGAUACCUCAGGAGACUUGAAUUGAAAAGAAUGUUUGACCGAAGGGAGUCCAUCUUCUGCAUUCAGUACAACAUCCGUGCAUUCAUGAAUGUCAAGCAUUGGCCCUGGAUGAAAUUGUACUUCAAGAUAAAACCCCUCUUAAAAAGUGUGGGAACUGAGAAAGAAAUGGCCAUGUUGAAGAAAGAGUUUGAGCAAACAAAAGAAGAACUGGCUAAAUCAGAAACCAAGAGGAAAGAACUGGAAAAAAAAAUGGUGAUUCUAGUGCGAGAGAAGAAGGACCUGCAGCUGCAAGUACAGACUGAAAAUGAAAAUUUGGCUGAUGCUGAAGAAAGAUGUGACCAGCUGAUCAAAGCAAAAUUCCAUCUGGAAGCAAGAAUAAAGGACAUAAUGGAAAAACUGGAAGAUGAAGAGGAGAUAAAUGCUGAUCUGGCAGCCAGAAAAAGGAAAGUGGAAGAUGAAUGUUCUGAGCUGAAGAAGGAUAUUGAUGACAUUGAGCUAACAUUGGCCAAGGCUGAAAAGGUGAAACAUGCUACAGAAAACAAGGUUAAAAAUCUGACUGAAGAAGUGACAAGUUUGAAUAAGACUAUUAUGAAGUUGGUCAAGGAGAAGAAGGCACUACAGGAAGCCCACCAGCAGACACUGGAUGACCUGCAAAUUGAGGAGGACAAAGUUAAUACCCUCACCAAAGUCAGGAUCAAGCUGGAGCAAGAAGUGAGCCAUGUUGAAGGAUCUUUAGAGCAGGAAAGAAAAGUUUGUAUGGAUCUUGAACGAGCAAAGAGAAAGCUUGAGGGAGACUUGAAACUUGCCCAGGAAACCAUAGUGGAUCUGGGGAAUGAUAAACAACAUUUAGAUGAAAAAUUAAGGAAGAAGGACUUUGAAUUUAACCAGAUGCAAAAUAAAACUGAGGAACAGCAGAAUUCAGGUAUUCAAUUGCAGAAGAAGAUCAGAGAAUUGCAGGCCCGUGUUGCAGAACUGGAAGAGGAGACUAUGAGUGAGAAAGCAGUGCGGGCGAAAGCAGAGAAGCAUUGUGAUGAGCUGGCUCGUGACCUCAAGGGAAUCAGUGAAAGACUUGAAGAGACUGGAGGAGCCACCACUGCUGGAAGCGAACUUAACAAGAAGCGUGAGGCAGAAUUUCAGAAGCUGCGCCGUGACCUGGAGGAGGCCACGCUGCAGCACAAGGCCACGGCUGCCGCCCUGCGGAAGAAGCAUGCGGACAGCACCGCGGAGCUUGGGGAGCAGAUCGACAACCUGCAACGGGUGAAGCAGAAGCUGGAGAAGGAGAAGAGUGAGCUGAAGAUGGAGAUUGACGAUCUGGCCAGGAGUACAGAGACCAUUACUAAGUCCAAGGCUAAUCUGGAAAAGAUGUACCACACCCUGGAAGACCAGAUGAGAGAUAUGAAAGCCAAAUUUGAGGAAAGACAGAGAAGUAUGAAUGAGAUGGAGAUGCAAAAAGCCCAGCUCCAGGCAGAAUCAGGUGAACUAAGCCGUCAACUUGAAGAGAAAGAAACCAUAAUGUUGCAAGUGUCCAGAAGCAAGCAGGCAAUUACACAGCAAAUAGAAGAACUUAAAAGGCAGCUGGACGAAGAGAUCAAGGCCAAGAACACCCUGACCCAUGCCUUGCAGUCUGCUCGCCACGAC